Molecule: messenger RNA, 1245 nt
Organism: Oryza brachyantha (malo sina)
Lineage: Eukaryota; Viridiplantae; Streptophyta; Magnoliopsida; Poales; Poaceae
Product: GEM-like protein 1
Exons: 4
Coding region: 214-1002 (262 amino acids)
Source: RefSeq, a predicted model, not a curated record
AUUCUUAGCGGCGACGUCGUCGUGUUUUAUUUAAGGGUGGUAUUGAGUUUUUUUUUUUCUGAAGGAAGGGGAAAUUCGUUUUUUAUAUAUAUAGCACAUCAGCUUCGGCCAGACAGCCACGAAAUCCUCGAAAAGAAAAAAAAAGAGAAAAAAAGGCAGCCACCUGACCAGUUUAUACCGUCUGACCAGUUGGCCUACAUCCCCGCCGGAGACAUGAACCCGCCGCCGACAGCUGCCGUCUCCGCCGGAGGAGACCAUGCCGCGGCGCCGGCCGCCGCUGCAGCGUCCGACUACGCCCACUACCCGAGGCUAUCGCCGGAGGACGUGGCCCCGCCUCCCCCUCCGCCUUACCACGCCGCCGCCGCCGCCUCCGCGCCGGCCUUCUCAGGCAACCCCUACGUCUCCUCCCCCGCCGGUGGCGUCGCGCCCGCCUCGAAGAAUACAAUGGAUACGGUGAAGGAUGUGCUGGGGAAGAUGGGGAAGAGGUUUGGCGAGGCAGCCCGCAAGACGGAGACCCUCACCGGCAACUUCUGGCAACACUUGAAAACUGGACCAAGCAUUACAGACGCAGCAAUGGGCAGGGUCUCCCAGAUCACUAAAGUCAUAGCAGAAGGUGGAUAUGAUAAAAUCUUCCAUCAAACUUUUGAUGUCCUCCCUGAUGAAAAACUGAAGAAACCAUAUGCAUGUUAUCUGUCAACCUCUGCCGGUCCUGUCAUGGGUGUGCUAUACCUGUCCAAUAAGAAGUUGGCAUUCUGUAGCGACAAUCCACUUGCUUACAAGGUUGGAGAUAAAGAUGAGUGGAGCUACUACAAGGUUGUUAUUCCCCACACCCAACUGAGGUCAGUUAAUCCUUCAACAAGCAGAACAAAUGCAUCUGAGAAAUACAUCCAGGUGGUUUCUGUUGACAAUCACGAGUUCUGGUUCAUGGGCUUCGUGUACUACGACAGCGCCGUAAAGAAUCUGCAGGAAGCACUUCAGGAGGCUCAGAAUCUACGAGCUUAGUGGUGUCCAUAUGUUGGGAAUAGCAUGCCCAAUUCAUUACAGUUGUGAUAUACUCUGUGUUUGAUCAAAUCGGCAGUUGCUGUAUUUGGUCGGGUAGAUGUUGGCAUCUGUUGCAAUUGUACCGACUUGAAACGGUUUUUGAUCUGUGACAUUAUGGUCUUGAGAUAGUUACUCUCCAUUGUUGUCUGUGACUGGAUUUUGUUUGACUUGCUGCAAUAUCAAUCGAGCGUCUGUUCUGACGUU